Molecule: messenger RNA, 654 nt
Organism: Hippopotamus amphibius kiboko
Lineage: Eukaryota; Metazoa; Chordata; Mammalia; Artiodactyla; Hippopotamidae
Exons: 2
Coding region: 1-654 (217 amino acids)
Source: RefSeq, a predicted model, not a curated record
AUGCUGUUGGGCCCAAACCCAGCCUCCGUCUCCACCUCCGUGCCACCCCAACCACGCGCCCACCAGCCUCCGUCUCCACCUCCACGCCACCCCAACCACGCGCCCACCAGCCUCCAUCUCCACCUCCACGCCACCCCAACCACGCGCCCACCAGCCUCCAUCUCCACCUCCACGCCACCCCAACCACGCGCCCACCAGCCUCCGUCUCCACCUCCACGCCACCCCAACCACGCGCCCACCAGCCUCCAUCUCCACCUCCACGCCACCCCAACCACGCGCCCACCAGCCUCCAUCUCCACCUCCACACCACCCCAACCACGCGCCCACCAGCCUCCGCCUCCACCUCUGUGCCACCCAACCACGCGCCCACCAGCCUCCGUCUCCACCUCUGUGUCACCCCAACCACGCGCCCACCAGCCUCCGUCUCCACCUCCACGCCACCCCAAUCAUGCGCCCAUCGUGACAGCUCUGAGUGGCCAGGUGUUAACCCGUAGAGUAACGUCUAUGUUGCCACCUGCGGCGGGUGGCACCGCCUCACUCCUGAGCCCCGGGGACCUGUGCUGCAACCCCCUGCUGGAGCCUGCCACGAGCUCCACAGCGCUCCCUCGCCCACCUAGACACUCCCAACACCGCGGUGUCCGCAGGACCAUGUGA